AUGACCUCGCGUCUAGUCCUGGUCAUCGGUGACCUCUUUAUCCCUGAUCGGGCUCCCGAUCUCCCAGCCAAGUUCCGGAAGCUCUUAACGCCUGGCAAGAUCGGCCAGAUCUUGUGUCUCGGGAACCUUACCGAUCGCAAUACCUUCGAGUUUCUUCGGCAGGUUGCUCCGGACUUGCAAUUGGUCAAGGGCGACUUUGAUGUCGAUUCUCCCAAUCUUCCGCUCUCGAAAGUGGUGACGCACGGCAGUCUCCGCAUCGGAUUUACCCAUGGCCACACCAUCAUUCCGCCGGGCGAUGCCGACGCCUUGCUGAUUGCGGCGCGCCAGAUGGACGUGGAUAUAUUGCUCUGGGGAGGUACUCAUCGUUUCGAGGCCUUUGAAAUGGAGGGCAGGUUCUUCGUGAACCCCGGAAGCGCAACAGGAGCUUUGAGCACGGGAUACUGGGCGGAUGGAGAAGAACCGACGCCUAGUUUUUGCUUGAUGGAUAUCCAAGGUGAUGUGCUCGUGCUGUAUGUUUACCAGCUCAAGACGGAUGCCAACGGAGCCGAGACCGUCGCCGUCGAGAAAGUUUCAUAUCGCAAGAACAAUGUCCCAUCUUCAUGA
Aspergillus tanneri is the source of this 603-nucleotide messenger RNA. RefSeq names its product vacuolar protein sorting-associated protein 29 (gene VPS29). The record is from RefSeq and is a predicted model, not a curated record. Gene Ontology annotation, cellular component: retromer complex; endosome. The coding region runs from base 1 to 603 and encodes 200 amino acids. Gene Ontology annotation, biological process: intracellular protein transport; retrograde transport, endosome to Golgi. The transcript is spliced from 4 exons. NCBI's taxonomy places the organism in Eukaryota, Fungi, Ascomycota, Eurotiomycetes, Eurotiales, Aspergillaceae.